GUCUACGUGGUGAGGUCUGGAACCACUAACCCGGUUGUACACUUAUCACCAUGGUUGGGACCCGUAGUGGGUUAGAGACUAGCCCCUAUAGCAAGGAGCAGCAAGAAAAGAUGGUCGCCUUAGUCAAAGAGAAUAAGGAGAGGAAAGAGGGUGAGAAGCAGGCGAAGCUAAAGGCUAUCGCAGACGAGCGGGCGGCGAAGAUGAAGGAAGUGGAGGAGGAGAUGAAGAAAAAGGAGAAGGCUGCUGAAGAAGAAGUGGCAGCAGAGGAAGAAAAAGAAAGAAUGAGGAUUGAGAGCAGAGAGGGGAGUAGUGGCACGAAAAAGGACACAGACGCUGAGAUUGAGAAGAAGAUCAGCGAGUGGGUUGCUAAUUUAUCGUUGGGGGAAGACGAGGAGGCGGAGUCAUAUGUGACUGAGGAUGAGAAGGCCGCACUGGCCGCUGAGCUAGCAGCCAUGACGGACCCGAUGGAACGAAGAGAGAGGGAAGACGAGCAGAAGUUGCAAUGGAAGUUGAGAAUGGAGAGGGAGAAGAGAAGGAGGAGAGAAGAAGUGAAUAAGAUGGCCGCAUCAGUGGCAAAGGUGUAGGAGUGUAGAGCGGAGGUGCUCGCCCAGCCAGAUGAUAAGGCCAAGUGGGACAAGU
This is a messenger RNA of Chara braunii, 639 nucleotides long. The record is from the annotation of a GenBank genome assembly. NCBI's taxonomy places the organism in Eukaryota, Viridiplantae, Streptophyta, Charophyceae, Charales, Characeae.